AUGUCUCUCAAGCGAGAGGCCGACCCCUUCAUCAAGCCCGACCCAGACGCGAAGCGCGUCAAAACCGAGGGCGCGGAUGACAACUUCAGCCUCUCCUCGAUCCCCAUGGCCCCGCCCCCGGCCGCCUUUGCCUCCUCCACCUCUUCGGACAUCGCGCGCAAGAUCGAGAGCGGAGAUCGCAAGGCCCUUGGUGCGGCUCCCAAGUUUGGCGGACCCCCUAUCAAAAGUGGCAAAAGAAGGUUCUUCGGCAACACCAUCAAGGCUCGAAGGGACGACGACUGGGUCUCGGCCCAUUUCAACAAGAGUUCCAUGGUCGUGGAAUUCCAAAUGAAUUGCGCCCUUUCAAAGCAAUGGUCUUCGAUAGACGUGGAGCAGGAAAUUUUUGACAGGCUCAUCAAAGCAAAGUUUGACAUUCAGCCAUCCGAGGACUGGGGCUUCCUCGACCGCAAGUUCCGUGGAUUUGUCACCAAUCUCAAGACCAUCUUUCCUGUUCAUACGCCCACCUCUCGCGUGGAUGUGCAAUGCACAGUGGGUGUUGUUCAGAACUUGAAUGUGAGCAAGGUCGAGGUUUCUCCUAAAUUCAAGAAGGAGGAGCAACCCCUUGAGCGAAAGAGCGAACGUCUCGAGUAA
Molecule: messenger RNA, 630 nt
Organism: Diaporthe citri
Lineage: Eukaryota; Fungi; Ascomycota; Sordariomycetes; Diaporthales; Diaporthaceae
Exons: 3
Coding region: 1-630 (209 amino acids)
Source: RefSeq, a predicted model, not a curated record